GCAGACACAGGCGAACAAGUUUCUUAAAAAAAAAACGCGUGGAAAAAAGUUGCUUAGUCGAAUUCUAACAUUUGACUGAUAAUGGCUAAGGUUCUCUCUUCUAUUUUCUUAUCGUUAAAGCACUAUCUAAUUACUAUUUGAUUGUUAUGUCAUUUGACAUUGCGUAAGUAUUAAAAGACGCGCGUUCAAAGUACGAACAUUGUAAAUAAUUGAAAUUUAUACUACAGUGAGAAGAGAACAAUUGAACUGGCCAUUUAUUAUUAAUGAUUACCUAAACCGUGACUGACUCAUGAAAUGAUCUUGUCAGCUUGUAUGAUGCAGAAGUUGGAUUGUUAUUAUCAUAAAUUAAUCUCGACACUGAGUAACGCUGUUGUGAAUAAUAAUUUAAAUAGAAUCACACAUACCGUAAGCUAUAGUAAAAUCAAGUAGUUUGAUAACUUAGCCACCAAAAACUUUGCUAGGUCGUUAUUGGAGAUUUUAAAGACAAUGAUGUCGUUGGCGUAACAAAUUCUUGUUAAAAUUUAUCAUAAUGAACUUGUAGUUAAAAAAUAUUAGAAUCUGGUUUAAAAGGAUGAUGUAAAACCUGGGGCGACACCAAGUCCCCUUCGGAACAAGUCGUGGACGGUCGCGUGUCAGACGAGUCUCCACGUCGGCAUCGCGCCACCACCAUCGACCGCUCCCCUCUCCCCUCGCGCACACCCGGCGACACCCAGCGCUCUAUACUAAAAACAUUCCUCACGCCGACUCCAUGCCUGUUAUCGUUUUAGUCACGGUUCUCAGCUAGAGGGUCACACUCGUUUCGCUCAUUCAAUUAAUAACUCUUUUUACUUUCAAGUUUAACGCGUUGAUUGGACGAAAACAUUGACGUUUGCUACGUGACAUUGCUGAAGCAACAUUUUGAUAGCUUCAGAAAUUUUACUUUCGUAAUAACAGUGAAAUAUAAUGCAAGAACAUUUUUUGAUAUAGUGUUAGUUAUACAAAAACUUUACGUAAAAAAAAAAAGAAGAUUUUGUGCAUGAUGUCAUCAGUAGUGAUGCCUCCGCUAACGAAUGGACACACGAACGGGAAGCUGGAAAAUUCAUUAAACGGAUACAAAAAGAAUGGAUACGUAAAUCACGAAUGCACGGAAUCGGUUUCGCUACGACACGCGGCCCCGUUCAGUACGGAUCCCAUGGCGUUGGCUGAACGGGAUUCGUGUCACUACGGGCGGAUACCACGCGCCGCGGCACUGGCCGGCACCGCGGGCCGCAAGGUCAGGGUCUACUCGGACGGGAUCUACGACAUGUUCCACCAGGGGCACGCGAGGCAAUUGCAACAAGCGAAAACCGUCUUCCCUAAUGUUUAUCUAAUAGUAGGAGUAUGUAGUGACCAGCUGACGCACAGUCGCAAGGGCAGGACGGUUAUGACCGAAGAUGAGAGGUACGAAGCCGUCCGACAUUGCAGAUACGUUGAUGAGGUCGUAAGAGACGCUCCGUGGGAGUACGACGAAGAGUUUCUGGAGAAGCACAAGAUCGAUUUUCUAGCACACGACGACAUCCCGUACACGACCGAGGACUGCGAGGACACGUACGCAAUGAUCAAAGCGAAGGACAUGUUCGUGGCGACGCAAAGGACCGAAGGUGUUUCGACAUCGGAUAUAGUCGCGAGGAUAGUACGCGACUACGAUAUAUACGUUAGAAGGAAUUUAGCGCGUGGAUACUCGGCCAAGGAGCUCAACGUUUCAUUCUUAAACGAGAAGAAAUUUCGACUACAAAACAAAAUGGACGAACUUAAAGAUAAAGGAAAAAAGGUCAUGACGAAUAUUGGUGAAAAACGCGUAGAUAUUCUAACGAAGUGGGAGGAGAAGUCUCGGGAGCUCAUCGACGCCUUUCUGCUGCUGUUCGGCCCGGACGGGCGCCUCUCUAACAUCUGGGAGUCCUCCAAGGGCCGCCUCAUGCAGGCGCUCAGCCAGCCGCCCUCGCCGCGGGGCUCGCCGCCGCCCAGCGAGAACGGAGACCACUCGCCCUUGUAUAGAAGUUCGGUGUCUCCUCCCCCAGCGAAGGCGCGGCGUCGGGAGCCGGACUGGGAGUCGCACGCAGGUAACUGGGUAAUUGUUUUGCUUGUACCUGCAACACGCGCUCUGUGCUAUACUAUAGAGCGCGCACCAAAAACUACAUUGAUCUCAUUAAAUUAUUAUUUAUUUCGCCCCCUUAUAAAUUGUCUCGAGUAUGGAAUGGUUUUAAAAUAAUUAACAUUGUUAAUAGAUACUCAUAUGGUUAAGUAGUAAAUAUUGUGUGGCACUACGUUUUCAACAUGACGUUCGAAUAGUGUUGUGUGUAGUUCGUAACCACGGAUCUGCGUCCCGCAGAUGCAUCGGGCUCUGAGUGCUCUGGCGACGCCACGACGCCAGCGACGCGCCAGCUGACCGACCUCACGGACGACGGCUCCGACAGCGACGACGACUACCAGGACUCCAGCCCCUACCUGUAGGCGCCGCACUCUCCGACAACACGGAUCGUAAAUUAACGUAUUUUUGUACGCAAACUCGUCCCCGGAACAGCGGCAUCUGGUGUCGUGAUGCGAGUUUCCGUCAGCCCAAGGAGGCAGUGAUAUACAGCCUCCGCCACAGACUAGUUCCACCUCGGAGUCGCCUACGCUGUGCAGUAUAGUGUGCGUGUGUAACACCUCAAUGUGCGAGUGCGGUUGAGUACAAUGGAGUGGAUGUGUUUAAUCCUAUUAGUUUAUAAUUUGUAUUUAUUGUUUUUAGGACUUUUUUUUUAUUUUUUUUCGUUCUCAUUGGAAAUUGCAGAUUUCCUUUUAUUUUUAUUCGCACCUAGUACACGAUGUAAAAUUUGGUGCAGAAAAAAAUAUUUCAUAGAUAUUAUUUAUAUAAAAUGAUACUUUUUAAUGGUCGAUUAAAAGGUGCUUAUGAAAUACAAAUUUGUUAUUUAAUAUACGUAUCAGUAUCUCA
This is a messenger RNA of Bombyx mori (domestic silkworm), 2950 nucleotides long. RefSeq names its product choline-phosphate cytidylyltransferase B. The record is from RefSeq and is a predicted model, not a curated record. The coding region runs from base 1016 to 2227 and encodes 403 amino acids. Gene Ontology annotation, biological process: CDP-choline pathway. Gene Ontology annotation, molecular function: choline-phosphate cytidylyltransferase activity; phosphatidylcholine binding. The transcript is spliced from 7 exons. Lineage: Eukaryota; Metazoa; Arthropoda; Insecta; Lepidoptera; Bombycidae.